AUGACAGGAAUUUCAUACAGCAACAUCCUUCCUCCAUUACAAACAACGUUGUUAAGCAAAUUCCUCUUCUGUAUCUUACUUUUCUUUGUUUUAACUUUUUCAUCAGCAGAAUCUCUAGGUUUCACUUGCAAGUCUAAUACAACUUCCAAAUGUAAAUCUCUAGCUGGUUAUGUAUCACCCAACGCCACAACUCUUUCAAGCAUCGUAAGUCUGUUCGGAAUAACAGACUUCAAUUCAUUGCUCGGAGCUAACAAUUUACCGCUACGAACAAAACCAAGCAAAUCAGUGGCCGCCAAGGACACUAUCAAAAUCCCCUUCACUUGUUCUUGCAAGAACGGAACUGGAAUUUCUGAUAAGGGUCCGAUUUAUAAAGUGCAAUCCGGAGACUCUUUGUAUCACAUCGCCACGGUUUUAUUUGGAUUCUUAGUUACAGCAGACGAAAUCGCAGCAGUCAAUAAUAUUAGUAAUCCUGACUUGAUCGUUGUUGAUCAGCUUUUGCGGAUCCCACUUCCUUGCAACUGUGAUGAUGUGGAGGGAAAUCAAGUCCUUCAUUAUGCACACAAAGUGUCUCCUAAUAAAAGUUUGGAGAUGAUUGCUAAGGAGUUCGGGACUACAGAAGAGAGUUUAUUGACACUCAAUAACCUUACUGAUGCUAAACAACUCGAGGCAGAAUCAAUUCUUGAUGUUCCAUUAAGAGUUUGUACUUCUAUGAUAAGGAAUACUUCGGCAGAUUAUCCUUUGCUUCUCUCGAAUGGGACUUACACUUUUACGGCUAACAAUUGUGUCAAGUGCUCUUGUGACUCCAGCGGCAAAUAUUGGGAGACAUUUCAGGAACCCAAAAAUUGGACGUUAUACUGUGAGGAGGCAUCUCCUCAAAAGGUGAAGGUUAGCAACUGGAAAGAGUGUCCUACGACCGAGUGUGUAAAAGAAAUCGAGCCAGGAAAUAAUUGGGGUGUUCAACUCGGGAUGAGCAUUUUUGAUAGUCGCUGCAGUGAUAUUGAGGGGAAGCACAACGAGUAGUCUUGUGCAUACACGGGAUAUAACAGUCGGCGUCAGACUGUGUCAGUAUACAUGGUUAACGAAACGAGGUGCAUCAGUAAGUACAACAUAU
Messenger RNA from Papaver somniferum (opium poppy), 1111 nucleotides. RefSeq names its product lysM domain-containing GPI-anchored protein 2-like. NCBI's taxonomy places the organism in Eukaryota, Viridiplantae, Streptophyta, Magnoliopsida, Ranunculales, Papaveraceae. The record is from RefSeq and is a predicted model, not a curated record. Bases 1 to 1020 code for a protein of 339 amino acids. The transcript has 4 exons.